Messenger RNA from Ostreococcus tauri, 861 nucleotides. RefSeq names its product SANT/Myb domain. The annotation marks the transcript as partial. Gene Ontology annotation, biological process: regulation of DNA-templated transcription. The record is from RefSeq and is a predicted model, not a curated record. Gene Ontology annotation, molecular function: RNA polymerase II cis-regulatory region sequence-specific DNA binding; DNA-binding transcription factor activity, RNA polymerase II-specific. Gene Ontology annotation, cellular component: nucleus. Lineage: Eukaryota; Viridiplantae; Chlorophyta; Mamiellophyceae; Mamiellales; Bathycoccaceae. The transcript has a single exon.
AUGGAGGACGCUUGGACGCUUCGUAGGUGCGAUGAAGAGAUCGAUCUGAGCGCGUUCGCGAGCGAAGAUGCGUUGGAUUGCGCGUUUGGGAUCGAACUCACGCCAACGCCGGCGCCGAUGAAGCGAGCGCAUGGGGGGAGCUCGGGGGGACGGGCGUCGAAGCGGCGGACGAACGGGCGAACGCAAGUGGCGUUGCCGUUCUCUCCGCGAGAAGACGACCUUUCAACAUGGGAAGAAGACGAUUAUCCGAUGAUAAUGUCGCCUGAGACGAAGGCCAAGCUCAAGGGACAGUGGUCGACGGAAGAAGACCAGAAGCUGGUCGGUCUCGUCGAGAAGUACGGCGUGCGGCGGUGGUCGUACAUCGCGAGAGCGCUCUCGGGUCGCGUCGGAAAGCAAUGCCGCGAGAGAUGGAACAAUCACCUCGCUCCGGACAUCAAACGCGGCACGUGGACUUUGGACGAGGAGGAGAAGUUCAUCGAAGCGCAUCUCGAGCUUGGGAACAAGUGGUCGUACAUCGCGAAGCGCCUUCCAGGCCGUACUGAGAACAGCGUGAAGAACCACUGGAACGCGACGAGGCGAAGAAAAGACGGACAAAUGACGACUUUUCGUGCCUACGUCUUGGAGGCGUUCGAAAAGCGAGCACACGAGGAUUGUUCGACGCCUCGAUCGAAGAGUCAGUCAACGACGAGCGACUCUCUCGAGUGCUCCAUGCGAGCGUCGCACAAGCCUUCCAGUCCAAGUCCGAGUUACUCCGCUAUGAAGGAUGAAGUCACGAAACUGCUCAAGUUUGAGACCAAUUCUGAUGUGUCCACGCGUGACAUUCUGGUACCGGACGGCGUUCCGGCGGUGAACAUGCGCCAU